AGUAACCACAAUGCAUCGCAGCCUGAACGCAGAAUGUGAUUGGCUGAGUGGAAACGCGAUAUAGGAAGUAAUGCGUCGAAUUGAUUCGGCCGACUGAAAAUUGUCCUUAUGACAAGUUGCACUUGAGGUUCAUACAGCAGUGCUCCGCAUGGCUCCCAGAAGAGUUGUGGUCUUUCCCUCCUCCACAGAACUCGGUCCCGUCCUGGCCCGUCUGGUCACAUCUCGGGCCCAGGAAGCGAUCAGGUCUCAUGGCAGGUUCACCCUGGGUCUGUCUGGAGGAAGCCUGGUGUCCAUGCUCAGCAGGGAGCUGCUGGCUCUGCCGGGCUUAGACUGCAGCAAGUGGGUGGUUGGCUUCUGUGACGAGCGACUGGUUUCCUUUGAUGAUCCCGAAAGCACCUACGGGCUGUACAAGAGUCAGCUGUUUUCUAAAAUCAACAUCCCAGAGAGUGGGAUCUUAACCAUCGACACCUCCCUUCUAGUGAAUGAGUGUGCUGAGGAUUAUACUCGCAAGCUGAAGAAGGCCUUCCCAGAUGACCACUUCCCUGUGUUUGACAUGUUGCUGCUGGGUAUGGGGCCUGAUGGACACACCUGUUCCCUCUUCCCAGACCACCCUCUCUUGGAUGAGGAGAAGAAGAUUGUGGCUCCCAUCAGCGACUCUCCCAAACCACCACCACAACGUGUAACUAUGACUUUUCCCGUGGUGAACUCUGCACGCUGCGUGGCCUUUGUGUCAACAGGAGGAAGCAAAGCAGCCGUUUUAAAGGGUGUGCUGGAAGGCAGAGAGGGUCCCGCAUUCCCAGCGGCCCGUGUCGUCCCUACCCACGGCGAGCUGUUCUGGCUUAUUGAUGAACCUGCAGCUGCCUCCCUGACUAUCGACGUAGAGCGACUCGGAUCCGGGGCCAAACUGUAGAUGCUUUUAUAUGUCAGACUGUUUUGAAAACCUGAAAAGAACCAGAAAGGUGACGCACAUUCCCACUUUCAUAUGAAAUUGGUUUACAAAGGGGAAGUGAAGGACGAACUGCUGUUUGUAAAACAAUCAAUAAAGUUCUCAACACUUGCGUUGACUAAAAAUUAAGAA
Betta splendens (Siamese fighting fish) is the source of this 1078-nucleotide messenger RNA. RefSeq names its product 6-phosphogluconolactonase (gene pgls). The transcript has 6 exons. NCBI's taxonomy places the organism in Eukaryota, Metazoa, Chordata, Actinopteri, Anabantiformes, Osphronemidae. Gene Ontology annotation, biological process: pentose-phosphate shunt; carbohydrate metabolic process. Gene Ontology annotation, molecular function: 6-phosphogluconolactonase activity. Bases 149 to 910 code for a protein of 253 amino acids. The record is from RefSeq and is a predicted model, not a curated record.